Pseudozyma hubeiensis SY62 is the source of this 429-nucleotide messenger RNA. RefSeq lists its product as hypothetical. The transcript has 3 exons. The coding region runs from base 1 to 429 and encodes 142 amino acids. NCBI's taxonomy places the organism in Eukaryota, Fungi, Basidiomycota, Ustilaginomycetes, Ustilaginales, Ustilaginaceae. The record is from RefSeq and is a predicted model, not a curated record.
AUGUAUGCAGCAGACGUUCGAUCAUCGAAGCACUCCGAGCCAAAUACCGAGUCGUCUCGGACCAAUCAAUCGAGGCACAUGGAGCGAAAUGUGUUCAAGUGGAGCCAAGCCAAGAUCGUCGGAGAGGAAUGUAUGGUAUUGCAAGUCGAGGUCUGGACCCCACGAGCUACACAGAGCAUGGCAAAGGAAAGGUCCGAGGACCGGAUUCGCUCCGUUGCAAGAGCUUCGAGCAUGCCACCAUGCCCCUCCCUUCACUGGCUUCGUCGUCAGAGUAACGAGCGCCUCGUGUCCAGCCGACGGCAGAGUCUUCAAGCUCGACUCGACUCGGUGUAUGGGCAUGGGGACACUGCAGAAAAGAUAAGCUCGACCCAGUACGGUCGGAGCACGUCAGCCCACCAUCGAUUGACGUUCCUUGUCACUGCGGGGUAA